Messenger RNA from Procambarus clarkii (red swamp crayfish), 513 nucleotides. Lineage: Eukaryota; Metazoa; Arthropoda; Malacostraca; Decapoda; Cambaridae. The record is from RefSeq and is a predicted model, not a curated record.
AUGUCUACAGUCAGUAGUCACGCUUCUACUGCAGAUAUGUCUACAGUCAGUAGUCACGCUUCUACUGCAGAUAUGUCUACAGUCAGUAGUCACGCUUCUACUGCAGAUAUAUCUACAGUCAGUAGUCACGCUCCUACUGCAGAUAUAUCUACAGUCAGUAGUCACGCUCCUACUGCAGAUAUGUCUACAGUCAGUAGUCACGCUCCUACUGCAGAUAUAUCUACAGUCAGUAGUCACGCUUCUACUGCAGAUAUAUCUACAGUCAGUAGUCACGCUUCUACUGCAGAUAUGUCUACAGUCAGUAGUCACGCUCCUACUGCAGAUAUAUCUACAGUCAGUAGUCACGCUUCUACUGCAGAUAUGUCUACAGUCAGUAGUCACUCUUCUACUGCAGAUAUAUCUACAGUCAGUAGUCACGCUUCUACUGCAGAUAUAUCUGCUGGCAGUAGUCACGCUCCUACAGCAGAUAAGAGUAAGAGCGUCUUCCUACUACUUACAACAUCGGGGGUUUGA